GUUUCUCUCCUCCUGCCUUUGUAAUGAUGCUUAUCUCCUGCCUCCCAUUCUGGAGGGAAUAGCUUGCACUCACUGAGCCCUGACAGCAUUUCUGGGUAGAUGGAUUUUUGCUGUCCUUGUCAGGUCCACCUCCAUCCCACAGCCAUGUCCUGCUACGAUCUGUGCCGUCCCUGUGGGCCAACCCCACUGGCCAACAGCUGCAACGAGCCCUGUGUCAGGCAGUGCCAGGACUCCCGUGUGGUGAUCCAGCCGUCUCCCGUGGUGGUGACCCUGCCCGGACCCAUCCUCAGCUCCUUCCCCCAGAACACCGCCGUGGGAUCCUCCACCUCUGCUGCUGUUGGCAGCAUCCUGAGUGAGGAGGGAGUGCCCAUCAACUCUGGGGGCUUCAGCCUCUCUGGUCUUGGUGGCCGCUACUGCGGCAGAAGGAGCCUGCCCUGCUAAAGCCAGGUUGGAUGU
Messenger RNA from Neopsephotus bourkii (Bourke's parrot), 456 nucleotides. Its product is annotated as feather beta keratin-like. The transcript has 2 exons. Lineage: Eukaryota; Metazoa; Chordata; Aves; Psittaciformes; Psittacidae. Gene Ontology annotation, cellular component: intermediate filament. Bases 100 to 441 code for a protein of 113 amino acids. Gene Ontology annotation, molecular function: structural constituent of cytoskeleton. The record is from RefSeq and is a predicted model, not a curated record.